AUGGCAGGUGCCUGUAAUCAGCUCUUUGUGGGUGGUCUACAGUGGUUAAUACAUGUUGUUAUGAAGAUGUUAAGCUGGAAUAUUAGAGGAGUUGUAAGAUCUGAGAAAAAAAGACAGAUUAAGAAACUCCUAAUCGCUAGAAAGAUUGAAAUGGUUCUAUUUCAAGAGACUAAGUUAUCAAGUAUAUUAGAGGUGGAGGUCAGAAGGUUAUGGCAUAGGGACAGGUUUGAAUACAUGUCAGUGGAGGCUGAAGGAAGAGCUAGAGGGCUGUUAUGCAUUUGGGAUCCUAGAAUGUUUCAGUUGUCAGAUUGUUGUAGCAACAGAAAUUUUAUACUACUAUCAGGUACUUUUCAUAAUUCUUUUGAGUGUGUAAUCCUCAAUAUAUAUGCUCCAAAUGGUGUGGUGAAGAGAGGCAACUUAUGGGAGGUCCUGCUAAACACGAAAAGUAGCUUCUCAAAGCCUUGGUGUUUGGGUGGUGAUUUUAAUGAAAUUAGAAAUGUUGCUGAAAGAGUAGGGUGUUCAAGAAGGGAUAGGGAAAUGAAAGACUUCAAUGAGUUCAUAGAUAGAUGUGAGGUGACUGAAAUUCAGAUGCUUGGUAGCAAAUACACCUGGUCUAAUGCUCAUGAGGGGAUUAAAUGGAUUAAAAUUGAUAGGUUCUUUCUUAGCCCUGAAUGGAUUGAAAGAUUUAAGCUCAAAUUAUGGGGAUUAUCAAGAACCAUCUCAGAUCAUUGUCCCCUAGUACUUAUGGAGGAUGUGAGGGAUUGGGGACCAAAACCGUUUAAGUUCUUGAAUGUGUGGCUAUUGCAUCCUAAGUUUGCUUCUCUAAUGGUGAAGGUUUGCGGAGAGUCAUACAUUGUAGGGGAUGCUGGCUUCACUCUACAAGAGAAAUUACAAGCUCUAAAGAUGGCUUUGAAAUAG
Molecule: messenger RNA, 918 nt
Organism: Camellia sinensis
Lineage: Eukaryota; Viridiplantae; Streptophyta; Magnoliopsida; Ericales; Theaceae
Source: RefSeq, a predicted model, not a curated record